GCUCCUUGAUCCUCAGACACACGAUCUCUUCCAUAACUACAGCAGGGUGAUCAAAAUCAGAAAAUUAGCCGGAAACAAUAGUCUAGUCUGAGGAUCUUGUUCAUAUUCACAGGACAGACUUGGUGAAUGGUCCUAAUAAUACCCUUUUUAGCCUGAUGAAAUCCAGGAUCACCUGUUGGUUUUAUGAGGCGGUCUCUAGCCUCCUUUAAUCUGGAGCAGCUCCUCAGUCUUCUUGUGUUUUCCGAAACUGACAUUUGUGAAGCGGGCAGGUUGGUUACUUUGUAGGCUGUUUCUCAUGUUUCCCUGGUCACAGGUUUUUGGCGGGAGGAUCUUGGAAGUGCUGUUGUGUCCUCCACAGUGCGUCCAUCAAGAGGCACGUGAUGCUGGUUGUCCCGUGGCUGAUGGUGCUCGCUUAGAUCAUUUGGCUCUGUGGGAAGGCGGUGGCCCUGCCUUCGGUGAGAAGAUGUCCUAUGGAUCCAUCGCUGGCAGUGGUGGCCUGGGGAGCUGCAGCCCUUUCGGGGGGCCCUCCAGACAAGGCUAUCAGCCCCUUGCCACCCAGCUGGAUCCUGGUGAUCUCCAGGAGCUGUUCCAGGAGACGUCCGCCAGCGUCUUCCGAAUCAACUCCAACGUGACCUCCUUGGAGCAGAGCCUCCGGUCCCUGGGGACGCCGAGUGAUACGCAGGAGCUGCGGGACAGCCUGCACUCGGUGCAGCAGGAGACCAACAGCACAGUGGCCGCCAGCACCAGCGCCGUGAAGCAGAUGUCAGAGCUCCUUCGGGGCUGCUCCCGGCAGGAGCGUCUUCAGCUGGACCGCCUGAAAACUCAGCUCUCAGACGCCAUUCAGCGCUACGGAGUGGUGCAAAAGAAAAUUGCGGAGAAGUCCAGAGCACUGCUUCCCACAGCACAGAGGGGUGGCAAACAGCAGAGUCCUGGGGCCCCUUUUGCGGAGCUGGCAGACAAUGAGAAGAUCUUUAACGGGAGUGACAGCAUGUGGCAGGGCCAGGAGCAGGCGCUGCUUCCGGAGAUCACUGAGGAGGACCUGGAGGCCAUCCGGCUGCGCGAGGAGGCCAUCCUGCAGAUCGAGAGCGACUUGUUGGAUGUGAAUCAGAUCAUCAAGGACUUGUCCUCUGUGGUGUCAGAGCAAGGAGAUGCCAUCGGGUCCACCAGCAGCAAGGCUACAUGCCGGCAGAGCUCCAGCCCCGAGCCGGCCGUGGUGGCCCUGCUGCCCGGGCCGGGCCGCGUGCCCCUGCGGCCGGGCCCCCACUCGCGCACCAAGACGCGCAAGCCGAACUUCAGCCCGCAGGAGACAGAAGUGCUGGUGCAGAGGGUGACACGCCACUACCCACUGCUGUUCGGGGCGCUGCGUGGCACGCCCGCCCGGAAGCACCGCGUGUGGAGCAAGAUCCUGCAGGCUGUGAACGCACUGGGCUACUGCCGCAGGGACCUGGGCGACCUCAAGCACAAGUGGCGCGACCUGCGUGGGGUGGUGCGCAAGAAACUGGCAGAGUGCCCACGCGCCCCGGCCGAGGGCAGCCCGGCCCCUGGCCUCCUCCUCACACCCGUGGAGCGCAUGGUGGCCGAGACCUUCUCAGCCGCGGCACCCCCAGGCGAGAGCCAGGCUGCCGAGCCCCUGCCAAGUAAGUGGGCCCCUCCACAGCCCGUGCCCAGGGCUGCCAGCGUGUGACCAGCAAGAGCAAGACCCUCAGCGGGAGCGCUGGGCGCCGUGAAGACGGCUGUCUCCCACUUGGCCCGUCUGCUUCUAGAUGGGGAAACUGAGGCUCAGGGCCAGGGAGGGGCCAGCCCGUCUUGGGAGUGAAGGAGCAGGGCUCAGGUUCUUCCCAGCCCCGAGCUCGGAGUCCUUCUGGGGUCGCCCACAGUUGACACGAUGCAGCCAAGGGGCCUGCAGAGACGGCAGGGACCCUCGUUUGUCACAGGAGCCGAAGUCGAGGGGAAUCGCCUGAGCGCUCCUCGCCUCCCACAGCCUGAAGGCCGGGGCUUUUCCACCAUCACCGCCCCAGCUCAGCUCCCGUCCCUGCCCGCCUCGUGGCCUCUGUCCUGGGUGUGGGGAGGGAGGGUGACCUCACCUGCCCCCUGACCCCUUCCUCCGCUCUCAUCCUGUGGGCCUUUUUCCCUGGGGUCACUCAGCCCCAGACCAGGCCAGGGCAUGCUGACCCCUCUCUGAGCCAUGGGCCCACCUCCAAGGCCCACCUUUGCCGGAAGAUUCUGUGCCUGGUGAGGAUGGCAUGAGGUGUCCAGCUGGGCCUUCGCUGCCGCACACGGCCAUCUCUGGCCCCAACGGCCGUGCUGGCUCGCUCCUGCUGCCGCCUCCUUCAGCGCCUCCUCCUGCCCGCUCCUCCUCCUCCAGAUGCCUCUGAAUGUCCGGCCAGGAGCACCCUUCGCCUCUCUUCGGUUUACACGUGUUGGCUCCACCCCCUCCUUGGAGCUGAGCCCCACUGGACCCUGCCUUCCUUGGGAGCUGCUAGAAGGACUUUGGGGCCGAAGCUGGGAGCAGGACCAGCUCCCUCUUGAGGGCCAGCAAGUGGACAGCCUCAUGGGGACAAGCAGGGGCCGCAAACAUCUCCAACAGAUGGCUGCAGCAGAACUUCCGGUGGGCGGAGCUGCAUAGAGCAAGCCUGGGCCCAUGGGGAGAUGUGUGGACCUGGGAUGCGCCAUCUGCGGGCUGGCCUUGGUCAUGGGCCUGGGUGAUGGGAGGGGCAGGGCCUGCCUCUUAGGCUUGCGGGAGGCUCCCCGCUCUCCUACAGCUGGAGCCAGACCUGGUUUUGGGGUGCUGCCAGGCAGAGUGGGCACACUGUGUGCGCCAAGAAGGAGCUGGCACUGGGUGGCACUGGUGUGGCUCUGGGUGCUCAGACCCGUCCCACAAGUCCCCUGCCCUGGAGCAUGGCGGGAACUUGGUGUCUGUGUUUGUCCCAGCGGUCCCCUGUGCUUGGCUCUGCAAAAUCCCUUGUGGUGAGGCCCAGAUGUCUCUGCCUGCCCUGGCCCCUUGGCCCCUGGGCUCGUCUCCAACAGGCAGCCAACUGACUGGUCCCUUAGUGCUGUGUGCUCCUCCUGGAAGAGGCCUGGUACAGUCACUGAGGUUUGUUGACUCACUGAGGGAGAGAGAGUGAGAUGAGGGCAGGCCUUCCCCUGGCAGAGCUGAGACGAGGGGCAGGGAAAUGGCUGCAAAGCCUUAUUUGGGGAGGGUAGAGACCACUGCUGGAGGCCCAGCCCUGCCAGCUCCUCCCUCUGGAUCAGCACUGGCUGGGGCUGGGGCAGGGUCCGGCCUGCAGGGGCGUGGCACGGCUGGCUGCCGGGGCUGAGGACAGCCAGUGGACAGUGUGCUGGGCCCUCCACGGGGAGCCUGUGCUCUGAGGCUGCUGAGCAGGCAGCUUUCCCAUCUCCCCUGAGGGCCCGUGCUGGCCAUGACUUGGGGUGCACACGCCUGCUCUCUGCACGUUUGGGGAAGCAGCGCUGAAGGGGGUUGUCUUUGGCCCCCGGAGGCCUGACCCAGAGCCCGAGUGCCCCGUAGCCCCCCGGCGCAGAGCCUCUCCGGGGCAGCUUCCUCUGAGCACCCCCUGCACCAAGACUGGGGUGAGCUGGGGGCCUGUGGCCCUGCAGAGCUGCCCCCGGCCGGCCGAUGAGGCAGCACGGUGCCGCAGGUCACGUGGUGGGUGCUGCGGAAGGAGGGAGCCGGCUGAGAGCCGGGGUCUGCUUGUGCGGUGUCCCAGGGUAGAGCUGCGUCUCAUCUGGAAAGUGCUGUGCGGGCUAAGAGCACCCACAGCGCAGCACUGGGCCUGCAGCCUGUGCACCGAGCCCUGGGGCCCCAGGACGUUUAUUCUCUGGUCUGAGGGGGGGCCUCGGCUGCAGGAAUCACUCGCGAGUCUGGGCAGUAUGUUACUGUCAGAGUCAGCCUCUGAGUGUCCCCAGGGCCCCAGCUUGGUGCAGACCAGGAUUGGGCUUUGUCCAAGACUGAGGGCAGGUCCCAGCACAGCCCGGGCUGUGUGGUCACGGGGCAGAGAAGAGGCCCAACCGGGAGUGUGGCGUCUAGUGCCCGACACUGGCCCGGACACUGCUGUCUUCUGUUCCCCGGGACAGCUUUUCUUCUCUCUGCUUCCAGCUCCUCCCAUGACAGGAGCAAGGCCAGGCUGCUGCUGCUGGGGUCUGGGGGUGCAAGGUGGCUCGUUUGCAUGUGAGCAGGGCAGUGGCAGGGGCAGGGACCUGGGUGGACGCCUCCUCCCUGCAGGGCUGUUCCUGCCGCAGUGGCAGCUGUGGACAGAUGACCCAGACUUCUGGUCCUGCCUCCCUUACCCGCUCUCUUCCCUGCUGGCUGCAGAGGGCAGCGGCCCUUGAUAUGACAGGACCAUGGAGAGUUCUGUUCUUCUGGUGGGGGGUGGUGCUGCACAUGUGAGAGGAGCAGGGGUGCCCUGGCGUGAGGAGGGGGCUCAGACCCGUUGCCCACAUCCUGCCUCUCCUUCUGAUGGGGUUCCCCAUGGAGGGGCCUGGGCCUCCUCACCCUGUAGUCAGGUGGGGCUGGAGGGAGCCCCAGGUGGAUGCCCCGUUGGAGCACACCCACCGGGCUGAAGGGAUGCUGUGCCUGGGCAACGCCUGUGUUUAUGGGGACCUUCUCUGCCUCAGGCCUCAGGCUUCUGUGACCUGCUCCGCUCAGGUGGUGCCCAGGUGCGCAGCCCCCCUGGAGGAUGUACGAAUCGAAUUGAGCUAUUUCUGCCUCCAAGUCUCACCAAAAUGUGUGAAUUUGGAGGCUUGUCUCUCCUCCUCUUUGAGACAUUAACUGAAUGCGCGUUUGCAUCUGACCCGUCCGCCAGCAGUCGCAGCACUGGUCUCCGCUGGGGGCAGGCUGCUUGGGCCCCAGUUUGUCGUCUGGGCAGCGUCGAGGUCCUUCCUGUGGGUAGAUGAGGGAGCAGCAUAGAGUCGCCCGGGGGCCUCACCUGGAUUAAAACCCAGUUCCUACUGUGGCCGCAUGCGCCAUCUUAACUCCCUGCUGCCCACAGCCUGGCCGUGCGCUCACAGCGCAGCUCGGACGGGUUUGGUGCGUGUUCUAUGCGGCGCUGAGCGGAAUCCUCUGAUUUCCUGGGGCCAUCCCGGGGCCUCGUCAGGGCAGCUCAGCUGUGCUGCUGGUGUGACGUCUCGGGGGCCUGUUGACACCCUCUGCAGGUCCUGCCUGAAGUCCCUGGUCCCACUCAGCCCCACGCCGUGGUUAGAAGCAGCUGAUCAGUGCUCAAGGCCGCGGGCCAGUGCGUGCUGGUGCCCAGCGCCCUGUGCGUGGAGAAAGAUGUUCACAGACCCGAUCAUGGCCAUCCUCGUGGCAGCUCUAUAAGAUGCGCGGAGACGAGGCCCAGCCGCUUCUCAGAGGCCGUGGCCAGGGUGGGGGCCCCCGAGGCUGCAGAGGCGUAGCGGAGCCCGGCAUCUGCCCCUCCAUGAGUGAGCUGCGCCUGCCGUGAGGGGCACUGCCAGGCCCUCCGUCCUGGCGGCUCCUGCCAGCCAGGGCCCACACCAGGCGAGCUGCCCAGCACCCCCCUGCAGCCUCUGCUUCUCGGGAGGCCAGUGAGCACCCAGGGCAGAUUCUCGCCCCUGGGCCUGGGCUCCCCUGGGGUGUCCUCAGGGUCUCCACUCUGUAAUUGCUUCUGUUGUCUUGAU
This is a messenger RNA of Diceros bicornis minor, 5652 nucleotides long. RefSeq names its product t-SNARE domain containing 1 (gene TSNARE1). Gene Ontology annotation, cellular component: membrane; nucleus. The record is from RefSeq and is a predicted model, not a curated record. Gene Ontology annotation, biological process: vesicle-mediated transport. Bases 296 to 1684 code for a protein of 462 amino acids. NCBI's taxonomy places the organism in Eukaryota, Metazoa, Chordata, Mammalia, Perissodactyla, Rhinocerotidae. The transcript has 10 exons.